AACCUACAUUUUAUUUUUAUUUCUUUUUUAAAUAUUGUUUAACUAACAUAUAUACCUCUACAUACAUAUAUAUAUAUAUAGUCUACUGCUGUUAUAAUGGGUUUUGUUGUUGCUGGCGCAGCUACUGCUGGUCGUCUCGGUAUUAAAGCAUUCCAAGAAUAUCAAAAAUUACCAAAAAAGCCCAGACUUUCCAAGUUUUAUAAAGGUGGUUUUGAUCCAAAAAUGAACAAAAGAGAAGCUGCAUUGAUUCUUGGUCUUAGGGAAUCACAAGCAACAAAGCAAAAAAUUAAAGAAGCUCAUAGACGCAUCAUGUUACUUAAUCACCCUGAUCGUGGGGGUUCACCUUUCUUAGCAUUAAAGAUUAAUGAAGCAAAAGAUUUUUUGGAAACAAAAGUGAAAAAGUAACGUUUAGCCCUAUAAACAUAUCAUUCUUUCUUCCCUCCUUCCAAUACAGCCAACAUUGUCAGUAAAUCAAACUUUGGUUAUUUUUAAAUCUAUUAUACUAUCACAUAUAUACACCUACAUAAACGACUAGAUUCACAGAAAAUACACAUAAUAAAUUCUUCUUCAUACAUGAUAAGCUUUUACUUUACA
This is a messenger RNA of Cokeromyces recurvatus, 594 nucleotides long. RefSeq lists its product as uncharacterized. Lineage: Eukaryota; Fungi; Mucoromycota; Mucoromycetes; Mucorales; Mucoraceae. The record is from RefSeq and is a predicted model, not a curated record. Bases 97 to 405 code for a protein of 102 amino acids. The transcript is spliced from 2 exons. Gene Ontology annotation, biological process: protein import into mitochondrial matrix. Gene Ontology annotation, molecular function: ATPase activator activity. Gene Ontology annotation, cellular component: PAM complex, Tim23 associated import motor.